AUGUAUGUGUACUUUAGCAAGCGUGUUGCAGUACCGGCGAGUACAGUUGUCACAGCUAUCGCGUGGAAUGAGGAGCAGGGCUGGCUGGCCUGCGGCGGCAAGGGCGGGCUGCUGAAGGUGCUGAAAAUUGAUAACGGCGCGGGGACGAAGGGGGCACUUUCGAUGAAUCAAACACUCGAAGGGCACUCGGCGGACGUGCGGGUUGUGGCCUGGAACCACCAAUACGGCAAGCUCGCCUCCAGCGAUGAGGGUGGCCAGAUCAUUGUAUGGGCACUGCACAAAGGCAUGUGGAUGGAGGAGAUGAUAAACAACCGCAACAAAGGUACCGUGUCGGACCUUGCCUGGAACACUGAGGGCACGAAGAUCUGCAUCAUCUACGCGGAUGGCGCCGUCAUUGUGGGUGGUGUUGACGGCACCCGGAUUUGGGGAAAAGACAUUAAAAAUGAACUCGUGAAGGUGACCUGGAGCCCGGACGACCGCUGCAUUCUUUUUGGCACCAAAACCGGGGAGAUACUCGUGCACGACGGCGACUGUGGGCAUAUGGUGUGCCGAGUGCAGGAAACCUCCAUGGAGGGUGAGGCGCCACUCACCGGUUUGUCCUGGCAUCCCGCGUGGGUGGACAGUCCGGAGCCUCUUGCCACACUUGUCAUCUGCUUCGCGAAUGGCAAGAUGCAGUUGAUGCGCGAAAUCGGUGACAACCAUCCUUACCUCAUCGACAGCGGAAUUCCUGUCUCCAGCGUCGCCUGGAACCCACAAGGGACGAUAUUUGUAGUCUGCGGUGUGAUGUCGACCGCAGCGAUGUUGGGUGAAGCCUCGCCGUCUUCAUCAUCCUCAUCGACGGUGUCGGCGCAAUUCUUCAAUACGGAGGGUAUUCACCUGCGCACACUGCGCGUUAAUGGGAGUCACUGCGGUGGAGUCACGUGGGAAGGUGAUGGCCUUCGCGUCUGCGUUGCAGUUGACGCUGCGUUGUACUUUGCGAAUGUACGACCCACGCACAACUAUGCGUACUUCGCCAAAACCGUGGUGUUUGCCUUCCACAGGCCCGAUCGUGCAGAGCAAGGCGUUAUGUUUUGGAACACGCGAAGCAACGAACGCGUCAUCCGCUACUUCCGUGGGCUCUUUUACAUUGAUGCCUGCAAGGACGCUUGCAUGAUCGUCAACUCUUCGGGUGACGGACGCCACCGCGUCAUACAACUCUUGAACGCCAUUGGGGGUCCCUUGGAAACGCGGAUGAUUGAGAUGGAACCGCUUGCCUGCGGUAUGAACUCCGAAAACAUUGUGCUGGCUGACGAGGAGAACAUUUACGUCUGGCAGUUCCGCGACCCAGGCGUCGUUCUGGACUUGCUGGACCCCAUCUCUGUUCAGGCGAGUCGCCAUGACACACGUGAGCGUGUGGUGCAUGUUGACGACAUUGUCCGUCCUGACACGCCACCCUCGCUUCUUAGCCACACCGCUGUCACGAAUGAUCUUGUCUGCUCACUUUGCCUUAGUGAAGACUUUCUUUUCGUCGUUCGUGAGUCGGGGCUGCUGCAGUUGUAUCGCUUAGCCCCGUUAGAGCUUGUGGGCAAAAUGAUUUUGCCCUUCCGCGUACAGUCCAUGGCGGCCAACUCGAAUUCCACUCGCCUCUCGGUGUGUGAUGUGGGUGGUACCAUGACACUCUUUUACAUUGAUCUCACGAAUCUCUCGUUGGUGCCCAAAAAAGUCUCCCCACAGCCCAACUUUGAGCGCAAGGAUGUAUGGAGCAUGCGCUGGUCGAAAGACGAUCCGGAGCUUCUUGUCGUGAUGGAGAAGUCCCGCAUGUACAUUUUCCGUGGCAUUGAAGCGGAGGAGCCAGUCCAGUCUUGUGCCUACAUUUGCAAAUUCAAGUCCUUCAAGGUGCGUGCACUGCAGCUGGACGAGAUCAUGCAGGACCCGGAGAGACCCCGCAAGGAACACGUUAUCGACUUUGAAACACGGGAGCUGCGAGAGGCGCGGCAGGCGGUGGAAAUCAUGUCGAUGCAGGAGGCCUACACGUACGUGGAGAAACAUCCGCACCCAAAGCUGUGGGCAUUACUCGCUGAGCACGCACUGGCGAAGCUUGACUUUGAUCACGCGGAGAUGGCGGUCGUCCGCAGCGGUAACUACCCGGCCAUACAAUUUGUGAAGCGCGUCAAAAUGCUUGACGACCCGCAGAAGCAGCGGGCGGAGAUCCACACCUACUACGGCCGUUUCGACGAGGCGGAGAAGAUUUACAAGGACAUUGACCGCAAAGACCUCAUGCUUGAUCUCCGCUACCGUCUCGGGGACUGGUUCCGUGUUGUGCAGCUUGUCCAGGAGGGUGGCGGGGACGAGUCACACAUGCGGCAGGCGUGGGAAAACAUUGGUGACUACUACGCCGACCGACAGAAGUGGACGAAGGCCUCUCAGUAUUACACACAGUGUCGGCAGCUGCACAAACUCGCUCACAUUCUUUUUUUGCUGGAGGACUAUGACUUCCUCGCCCAACUCAUCCCAAGCGCGGAGCACGACAAGGGGCUGCUUCUCAAGAUUGGCGAGAUGUUGUUUUCCGUCGGCCUCAGUGAGGAUGCAUCACGCGCGUUCCUCGCAGCAGGCGAGGCGCAGUUAGCGGUUGCCGGGUGUGUGCAGCUGCACCAGUGGGAUAACGCCGUGGCGAUUGCAGAGGCGCAUAAGCUCAAGGACAUUUUGCCGCAGCUUGCGCGUCACACGAAGAGUCUUAUUGAGAAUGAACGGCUUCCAGAGGCGAUUGAGCUAUACCGCAAGGCGGGCCAGCACGAUGAGGCGGCGCGACUGCUUGCGCGUCUUGGGCGACGGGCUGCCGCCACAGACCCGUUGCGGGCCAAAAAGUUUUAUGUGCUCUCUGCACUAGAAAUAGAGAAGUACCGCAGGAAGAGGGCUACACUGAGCGGCGACGGCACAGCCGCCGUGGACAUGCUGCUGAGUGAGGAGCGAGCUGCAACGUCUGAGCGGGUGUUGGACGCGGCUUGGCGCGGCGCCGAGGCAUUUCACUUUUUCCUGCUCUGCCAACAACACAUCCUGCACCGCAAUCUGCCGUACGCCCUGAAUGUGGCAAUGCGGCUGAUGGAGUACGAUGAUCUUAUCAGUCCAGUUGAUAGCUACCGCCUCAUUGCCCUCACAGCGUACCUGGCAAAGAAUUUUAGCAUAUGUAGCAAGGCGUUUACGCGCCUAGAAGCGGCGGAACAGAUGGAUGUACAAAAACAAAACGAGGAGGAUGGGGGAGGCCCCGCGGUGGCCGGCCAGCUGCAAUUGAUUGACAUGACAGUCGAUCUCGAUGUCUCCAGCAGAACCUUUGCUGCACAACGUAGCCGUGUCGCCAUGACUGGCCUGGCAGGUGCAGUUUCCACAGGGAUAAGCGGCACCACGACGUCAUUGCAGCUGACUAACCCCUCGAAGGGAGUGGUGCCUGCGACGCAGUUUACCUACCCGACCGUAAGCCUGAAGGAGCCACGCCGUCGAUUUGCUGAUCUCGCGGUGAAAAUUUUUACGAAAUAUAAGCCGGAGGACAACUCCGCGGAUCGUGUGAAGUGCCCUAAGUGUGACACCUUCAACAAGGAGUGGGCCUCCGCGUGUGCUCACUGCCAGCAUCCGUUUGGUAUUUGCAUCUUCACUGGACGCUGCAUCACAACGGAGGAUUUCUGGCAGUGUGCGGUUUGCCACCACCGCAUCAUUGAAGUGGAGGGUGACCGCUUCCGCAACUGCCCUCUUUGCCACACACCAAUAAAGCACAGGGCCCGGAGUUAG
Messenger RNA from Trypanosoma rangeli, 3759 nucleotides. RefSeq names its product WD repeat domain 35. The record is from RefSeq and is a predicted model, not a curated record. The coding region runs from base 1 to 3759 and encodes 1252 amino acids. Lineage: Eukaryota; Euglenozoa; Kinetoplastea; Trypanosomatida; Trypanosomatidae. Gene Ontology annotation, biological process: intraciliary transport. Gene Ontology annotation, cellular component: axoneme; ciliary basal body. The transcript has a single exon. Gene Ontology annotation, molecular function: protein binding.